AUGACAUAUAGGGAGGGAGGGAGACAGAGAGAGGUAGAGAGUGAAGGUAAAAAAGGAUGCAAGCAAUUAAUAUGUACAACAAGUAACCUAUGCAAUGUCGAGAACAAAAUGAUAUCCGUCGAGAGAAUAUUACAGUUCUCUAAUAUACCAAGUGAAGCGCCAUUAAUCGUUCAAGAUAAUAGGCCCGAACCAGAGUGGCCUAAGGAAGGAAAAAUUGAAUUCCAUAACCUUCAUAUACAAUAUGAACAUGCUGCUCCUAUGGUUCUCAAAGGUGUCACUUGCGUAUUCCCCGGACAGAAGAAAAUUGGAAUAGUAGGCAGGACGGGAAGUGGAAAAUCUACUCUCGUGCAAGCCCUCUUUCGAGUUGUUGAACCUUUGGAAGGAUGCAUACUUAUUGAUGGUGUAGAUAUUUCCAAGAUUGGUCUGCAAGAUUUAAGAUCUAAGCUUGGUAUUAUUCCUCAGGAUCCAACCUUGUUUUUAGGUACCGUAAGGACUAACUUGGAUCCCUUGGAACAACAUACCGAUCAAGAACUUUGGGAGGUUCUCAGAAAGUGCCAUCUUGCUGAAAUAGUACAGCAAGAUCCAAGACUUCUUGAUGCACCAGGUAUAUAA
This is a messenger RNA of Vicia villosa (hairy vetch), 612 nucleotides long. Its product is annotated as putative ABC transporter C family member 15. Gene Ontology annotation, molecular function: ATP hydrolysis activity; ATP binding; ATPase-coupled transmembrane transporter activity. Gene Ontology annotation, cellular component: vacuolar membrane; plant-type vacuole. The coding region runs from base 1 to 612 and encodes 203 amino acids. NCBI's taxonomy places the organism in Eukaryota, Viridiplantae, Streptophyta, Magnoliopsida, Fabales, Fabaceae. Gene Ontology annotation, biological process: transmembrane transport. The transcript has 2 exons. The record is from RefSeq and is a predicted model, not a curated record.